Messenger RNA from Melanotaenia boesemani (Boeseman's rainbowfish), 2528 nucleotides. Its product is annotated as C-type mannose receptor 2-like. Bases 96 to 2054 code for a protein of 652 amino acids. Lineage: Eukaryota; Metazoa; Chordata; Actinopteri; Atheriniformes; Melanotaeniidae. The record is from RefSeq and is a predicted model, not a curated record. The transcript has 12 exons.
CCUCAGAGGAAAGAAGCAGACAAACACCGAAGAGGAGAGACAGCUGCUUGUGAUUGGCAAUUUAAGAAGGUUUAAGACUGAUAAUAAAAGUCAGCAUGAAAAAGACUUUGUUUGUGAUCUUCCUGCUCACAGGUUUUUGUGUCACCUCUGUUUCCUCUGCUUGGUAUUGGUACUCAAUAAAAAAAAAUAUGACUUUUGAAAAUGCAUACAAUCACUGCCUGACCGAUUACGGUGCAUUUCUCACAAUGCAAACCAGCAGCACAAACAAUUACCUGUCAAAUUUUGCCAAAUAUUUCACUGACAAGGUAUGGGUAGGAUUACUUGCACGUACUCUGCCGUGGACUGGGAUGGACGGACAACCAGCCGAAUACUUCAACUGGAAAUUCGACGAGCCAAACGGGGGGAUUGAUGAGCUGUGUGCCACGAUGGCGUAUGAUGGAGAAUGGCAGGAUCUCACCUGCUCAUCGCAUAGACAGUCAGUCUGCUCUGAUGGAAGCCAUUACUACAUUACAGAGACUGAAAUGACUUGGAUGGACGCUGUGGCCAACUGUGAGGCCAAAAAUUCAUCUCUGGUCCAAAUCCAGAACAGCACCAUGAAUAAUGAGAUCAUGAAUCUGCUGUCCAGUGCAACAGAGGUGUGGAUCGGCUUGAACACUUCUGUAGACUGGUACUGGGCAGACACUGGAAAAUCUGCCACAUUCCUAAACUGGCAAGAGGGACAACCUGACAACCUGAGUGGAAAUGAAAGUUGUGCAGCCAUGGAGACGGAGAAUGGGACCUGGACAGAUGAGCAGUGUGACGAGUUGUACUAUUUCUUCUGCAAAGAACAAGUUACAGGGGGAGUAGGUAGCACAGCAGUCGAGACCAAAGUCCAGAAGUCAAAGCAAACUGUGGUGAAGCUGAAGAUCCAGACCAGAGUGAACAUGGAGGAUCCAGCAGCCAGUGCCAUCCUGGAGGAGCAGCUGCGUGCUAUGCUUGCUAAGCAGGGUGUGACUGACUUCCGACUGACCUGGAAGAAGCUGCCGGAGAAGGAGACACAAGAAACAAAAGUGAAUUUUCAAAUGGCUACCAUACUGCAUCUUAUUCUACUCAUCUCUGGAUUUCGCCUUGUCACCUGCUGUAACGUCACUCGGAAUUACUACUAUAUCAACUUGAAAAUGAACUGGACCGAUGCACAGCAUUACUGCAGAACAAAAUACACUGAUCUGGCAGUCAUUGACAACAUGGAUGAUGUAGAAAGAUUAAUCAGACCUACUGCAGACAACUCGCUGGCGUGGAUUGGACUGUAUGAUAAUCCACAAUCCUGGAAGGGAAUUAUAAACAAUGAACCAAACUCAUGGAAAUGGUCAACGUUGGGUGAAUCAAGCACACUUAGUUACCAAAACUGGGCUGCAGGUAAGCCAAAUUAUUUCGGCGGAAUUGACACCUGUGUGAAAAUGGAAACAAGUGGAAAAUGGAAUGAUGAAACAUGUAGCUUAAAAUUAUAUAUUGUUUGCUACCAAGAAACAAAUUCUACUGGCCAGAAAAAUUAUACUCUACUAAAGAUCGCAUUAACAUGGGAGGACGCCCAGACUCACUGCAGAGAACACUACACAGAUCUGGCUGUGAUUGGAAAUGAGCAGGAAAACUCACAGGUGCAGUCAGUGAAGGGUAUCAAUGUCGUGUGGAUUGGCUUGAAUCGAAUCCCAUGGAUUUGGUCUGACAAGAGCAACAGCUCCUUCAGAAACUGGUAUUUUACGCAGCCAAAUAACUUCCAUGGCGAUGAGUACUGUGUCGUGGAAACUAAAAGUCACUUUUGGCAUGAUGACAGCUGUGGCACUGAGCGUCCCUUCUGGUGCUAUGAAGCACAUUUGGUGCAUCAUCCAGCUAUAAAAGUGAAGAGAGUGGUGGGCAUGACAUUUCAGUCUCAUGCUGACCUUUCAGAUUCAGCUCUCAAUGCCCAGCUCCUCCAGCAGAUCAGUGAAUUUCUGGGGAAGGAGGGAUGGACCAAUGUGACGCUGCAAUGGAAGAUUCCACCCAGAAUUAACAACAAGCGUCAUGUGAUAAGUCCUUGAUUCAUAGUGUGAUAAUCUAGUGAAAUAUGUUAGAGAUUUGAAAAUCAUAUGGCCUUACGCUUCCUCUGUGCAGAAACCGGGAGGAUGCAGCCUGCUAGCUUCAUAUUUCAAGUUGCAUUUGCAUAGGUGAAAAUUUGCAUUGCUGAAACUGAUAAAUAUGUCCAAUAUGUUCAGUUUUUUUCUCUUAUUCAUGUCUAUUAUAAUCCUUUUGCUUGUGUUAAUCAAAUGAUGUUAAAAUGAUUUGUUCACAUCACUAUUAUCAAAGAAUAUAUAUAUUUUUUUUAACUUUUGGUCUUUAUUUUGGAACAGAAAUGGCUGUUUAGAUGUUUUAUUCCUUAUGUUGCAUAGAGCACAUUUAUUGUUUAGACCUAGAAGUAUCAAUGUAAUAAUGAAGACAAUAUAGCAGAUCAUUACAAAUGUAAUAUGUUAUUUCUGUUACUUAAACCUUUUUAAAGGUUAAUUCCUGUAAAUAUU